AUAAAAUAAAAAAUCAAUAUUUUCAUUCAUAUUUGGUAUAACUCUACACUAUCAUCUACAUUCAUUCAAGUGAUCAAGAAGUCAAAGAAUCUCACAUAAGUUCUCUAAUAAGGUAUACAUUAUACAAAUUCUAGAUAGAUGACUACAAAAAAGAUAACAUGGAAAUCCAUGAUCUUGAUCUUAAAUUGUUACAAGAGUAAAUACCCUUUGGAGGAAUCAAAGAAACAAGUUUUGAAACAAGGUUCUUUUCAAAGAUUAUGUUUAUCAGAUAUAAGCAAUUCAAGUUCAACUCAAGCUAUUGAAGAUAUUUCAGUUUCUUUUGCUGGCUCUAAGCUUCAUGCAUUCACACUUGAGGAGCUUAAAGAAGCAACACAUGGUUUUUCAUGGAGUAAUAUGUUGGGUGAAGGCGGUUUCGGUCCGGUUUAUAAAGGGUUUGUUGAUGAUAAGGUUAGACAAGGCUUAAAGGCUCAAACUGUUGCGGUUAAAUGUUUGGAUUUGGAUGGUUUGCAAGGUCAUAGAGAGUGGCUGGCAGAGAUUAUAUUUCUUGGACAACUAAGGCAUCACCAUCUUGUGAAGUUAAUUGGAUAUUGUUGUGAAGAUGAACAUAGACUUUUGGUGUAUGAGUACAUGCCAAGAGGUAGCUUGGAGAGUCAACUAUUCAGAAGAUAUGCUGCUGCUAUGCCAUGGUCAACAAGGAUGAAAAUUGCAUUAGGUGCUGCUAAGGGUUUGGCUUUCCUUCAUGAAGCAGAUAAGCCUGUAAUUUAUAGAGAUUUCAAAGCUUCAAAUAUCUUACUAGACUCGGAUUAUACGGCUAAACUCUCGGAUUUUGGACUGGCUAAGGAUGGCCCGGAAGGGGAAGAAACACAUGUCACGACGCGCGUAAUGGGAACACAUGGUUAUGCUGCUCCGGAGUACAUCAUGACAGGUCAUCUUACAACAAAGAGUGAUGUGUAUAGCUAUGGAGUGGUUCUAUUGGAAUUGCUUACAGGAAGAAGGGUAGUGGACAAGUCCUUAGAAUCAAAAAGAGGUAAGAGCUUGGUAGAAUGGGCAAGACCUAUGUUGAGAGAUCCAAAGAAACUUGACAGAAUCAUAGACCGUAGACUUGAAGGACAGUUUCCUAUGAAAGGAGCUUUGAAAGUUGCUAUGUUGGCUUUUAAAUGUUUGAGUCAUCACCCAAAUCCAAGACCUUGUAUGAGUGAUGUUGUUAAGAUUUUGGAACCACUUCAAGAUUUUGAUGAUGUUUUUGUAGGUCCAUUUGUUUAUGUUGCUGUAAGUGAAAAUGGUGACAAAGAUCAAAUAUAGGACUCUCUCACUAUAGUAUGUCUUUUUCAGUUGUUGGAUAAAGAUUAGACAGUACACAUUGUGAUUUUGAUACAACAAGAACUCAGAAUCUCAAUCAAGAUGUUUGAGAUGCAAAUAAGUAUUACAACUUGGAAACUCAUGUGGUCAAGAGUGGUAAAAGUUUGAUGAUGUACAAGGGCUUGAAACAAGUUUUUGUGCUGAUGUUAUCAAUUGUUGUUGUUACACAUGUUUGGAUUGUUAUAGUAUGGAGACUACAAACUCUAAUAUAGAAUACACAAACUCAUCAAAUUUAUUCAUAAUAUAUUUCACAAAAUUAUUGUUGGAUUGUGUUUG
Molecule: messenger RNA, 1635 nt
Organism: Lathyrus oleraceus (garden pea)
Lineage: Eukaryota; Viridiplantae; Streptophyta; Magnoliopsida; Fabales; Fabaceae
Product: serine/threonine-protein kinase RIPK
Exons: 6
Coding region: 139-1302 (387 amino acids)
Biological process (GO): protein phosphorylation
Molecular function (GO): protein kinase activity; ATP binding
Source: RefSeq, a predicted model, not a curated record